AUGGGCAAGAAAGGCAACAAGGGCAGGAAGUCUCCAAGCAGCAGGGAGGAGUUCGGAGAUGAUGUCAUCGAUGACGCCAUGUCCACCACGAGCGUAGACACGUACGGGAGUGCGCUCGACUACCCCGAGACAUACAACGGCGGCGGCGGCGGGGCGUGGGACGCAGCUGGGGGAGAAGAGGGUGUCAACAGCAAGGCGGUGGACGACUUCAAGGACGGUGUUGAGCAGCUGACGGAAAAGAGGGCGUCCACGCGCGAGGCCGGCUUGAGGGCGGUCAUCAAGUUCAUGCUUCACUCUCCGGACCUCGAGCCCGUGCUGGCCAUGCGGGAGACGGUGCUCUCGGCCCUGAUCGGCGUCGCUCGUGGGAAGGGCACGGAGUCGCAGGGGGCUCACGCGCUGCGAGCGCUGUCGGUGCUGUGCGUGUGCAUCGGGCCGGAGGAGGAGGAGGCGUUUCGGUCCCUGCGGCGGCCGCUGCGGAGCCUCAUCACCCGCAGCCGCCAUGAAGGGGUGAGGGUCGGGGCGGUGCGCACCCUUGCGCUUGCAUGCUUCAUCUGCUCGAGCGACGACGACAACACCAGCGAGACCCUAGACCUCUUGGCCGACGUGUUCAGCAGGACGAGCGACGGCUUAGAGGUGACGGACAAGGUGUGCGCGGCGGCGCUGUCGGGGUGGGGCCUCCUGGCCACCACGGUGUCGCGGUCUUGGGUGGCGACGCGCAUGACGAAGCAGCACCUCCGAGUGUUCAGGGAGCUGCUCUCGAGCCCGGACAUGGACGUGCGCAUUGAGGCCGGAGAGAACCUCGCUCUCCUACACGAGAGCCGAAUCAUCCUGGGGCUGGUUGGCGGCGGGGAAGGGGGGUCCGCGGAUUGGUCCGGAGGAGGGGGGGGGGGCGCUGCGGAGGCGGCGCAGGGCGGGGGCGAGGAGGAGGAGGAGGAGGAUGAAGAGGAUCAGGAUGAUGAUGAUGGCGCCGCGGAGAUGGAGGCGAUGGAUUUGACGGUGCUGUGGGAGGAGGUGGUGGAGGAGAUGAAGGGGUUCAUCACCGACAGCAGCAAGAAGCUGAGCCGAGAGACCAAGAAGCAGCAGCGCCGGACGUUCCGGCAGCUGUUCGCGACGAUCGGGGAGAACGAGCCUCCGGAGGAGGUGGUGAGCCUGCAGAACGGCAGCCUCACGGUGGCCGACUGGGCCCACAUCAAGCAGCUCAACGCCCUCCGCAGCUGCCUGCAGAGCGGCUUCCAGACCCAGAUGCAGAGCAACGAGCUCCUGAGGGAAAUCCUGGGGGUUUCCAAGUGGGGGGGUACGGGGGGCGAGAAGCCCUUCUACUCGAAGAACAGCGAGGUCCGCAAGCAGCAGACGACGAGCCGUACGCGCUCCCGGCAUAGCAAGCAGGAGGCACAGGACCACAUUUUUUUGGGGGAGGGCGCCGAGGAGAGGUGACGAUGAUUGACGGAGCCCCCCCCCAUCCUCGCCCGUGCCCGGAACAAUAAGGAGAAAAGAGAUUGUCGCACCGGCCGGUGUAGAAGGUUAUGCGGUAGUCGAUCGACACGCAGCGUUCUUUUCCCGGCGGCGGUGGUUCAUGCGGCGCUCUUUGCACGAGGAGGAUUGUAGAUCGCCCGGCGCUUUCGCGGCAGGCGGCAUGCAGCGCUGUUGUGUGUCUUGCACGGGGUUGGUCGUAGUCAUCCGGUGCGUUGGCCACCGCCGGGACGGUACUGCCGCUCUUGUUGCGCUUUGGUUUUGUUGAGCGAUGGGGGGGAUUGGUUUUGUUUUCGCGCCGACGAAACGCAGCCCCGGGCGGUUGCGCGAAAAGCAGUUAGUGUGUAGAUCAACGUGAUGCCCGCUCACUCGUUUGGAUUGUUUGUGGUCGGUGGCGGCGAUGUUGACUGGUGAGAGAGUUCGAUCCCUAGCUUAGGUUAGUGCUGAAAGGGGUGUGGCCGGGAUGUAGUGGCGGCCGCCGCUGUAACCCCCGCACUGUGACGACGUCUCUGUGAGAUUUUGGGGGGGGGACGAUGUUUGAUUGGUCCGCCGAGUUUUUUUUUUUUUUGGUGUUUCGUGGCUUUCCUCAGGGAGGCGUUUUGGCGUCUGUUGCAUGCAUAUCUGGGCGUUUCGCGAAUUUCCCAUGAAAACACCAACCGUCCGUAGGUAGUAAACCGUUCGUAGGAGUUCUCCCUGUUACAGCCUAAACGUGCUAUAUGUAGGGCGCUGCAAUGCGGCAUGUGUAUUGGGUACGGACCGGCAGCGAUAGGGAUGCAGAAAGUGUUCUGGGCGUUAGUUUUUAUACCUUGCGGCACAUGCUCUGGGGGUGUAUCAGCAGGGGUCACAGGAGGAAGGAAGGCCACACACGAGUACAACAGCAGAGUGCCUUGUUUCGUGUCUCUUCCUACAUUGCUUGUGUGUGUGGCGUGGCGCACGUAGACAAAUGCCCUACCCAUGUGCGCCAAGUGUCAGGUAGUAGGUGUCUUGGUAUCAUGGCGUAGAGCAAAUGGUAGCUUUUUUUAUGUCAAAUGCGGUGUACAUCAAGAAUAUACCAACAGCGGUAGCAACCUGCGAACGUUCACCACGACUGCAUGUGUGUAUGUAUGCAUGGUUGCGAAUGACGACACGAACGCGCGGAGCAACCAGCUUGUGCAAU
Ectocarpus siliculosus is the source of this 2626-nucleotide messenger RNA. NCBI's taxonomy places the organism in Eukaryota, Phaeophyceae, Ectocarpales, Ectocarpaceae. The record is from the annotation of a GenBank genome assembly.